AGAAGACUAGGGCUCGAAAGGCCCUAAAGGUCAAGAUUCCCGACGGCAAGAAGAAUGCGGUACCUUCCGUUAUGACUACUCCCUCGAAGAAGAUCGAUUCUGGCUACCUCACCGGAAACAUGGCCUCCAGUUUCCCCAACUUGAUGACGCCUACUUCAGGUCAGCUCACGGGCACUAUGGGAUCAAUGUACCUGACCACGCCGGCGUCGACUUAUCCAAGGUCCCCAGUUACUCCUGGUCGCAUCGGUCCUCCAAGCACCCAGAAGCGCGGCGUGACGUCCGUCAACAAGCGUAAGAAUCAUUCACUCAAGGAGUCGAUGCCACCUUCGCGCGCCAUGGUACCCAACGUGCCUCUCACCGAUACGGAAGUUAUUGUCUACUUCUUCCAGUCUCUCGCACGUCCUCAGGUUGCACUGCGCCUCUACUCACGCCAUUGGGGCCCCGCUGGCAUCGUCGAGAUUCUUAACACACACCGUGAUAUCGAGGGCGGAUACCUUCGCAACACCUGCUCCGUCAAGUGCAUCACCGCUAUCAACCGAGGCAAAGACAAGUACGGCGAAGAUUGGGAAGAGUCAUUCCGCAGCCGAAUCGAGGAGGCUGACGAUAUUACUGCUACCGAUAUGAUGCAGCAUAAAGACGAUGAGUUGGAAGGUGUUGUUGACUAUGACAUUCGCGACAUGGGCAAGGGACUGCUCAAGCAUCCCAAGGAGGGCGAGGAUGGUGGUAUCUUCACCCGUUGUGUCAAGUAUUGCAUUGAACAUGACGCAGGCUAUACCUUGGCUAAUGUUCACCUGCUUGCUCUGGCUCUACAGGGCGGUAUUGACCUUCAAAAGUUGGUCAUUGACGGUGGCGAGGAGUUCGUCGUUGAGGACGAGGAGGGUAUUGAGGAGGAUGUCUGAGGUGUUUGAUUCAUACACAGGUUGUUCAAGUUGCAUGUUUGCAGUUGUACAGGAUAAACAUGGCGGAUACUAGGGCGGAUAAUGAUUGAGUAAACGAACGUCAC
Molecule: messenger RNA, 1003 nt
Organism: Alternaria alternata
Lineage: Eukaryota; Fungi; Ascomycota; Dothideomycetes; Pleosporales; Pleosporaceae
Exons: 2
Coding region: 72-899 (275 amino acids)
Source: RefSeq, a predicted model, not a curated record